Messenger RNA from Bursaphelenchus okinawaensis, 219 nucleotides. The record is from the annotation of a GenBank genome assembly. Lineage: Eukaryota; Metazoa; Nematoda; Chromadorea; Rhabditida; Aphelenchoididae.
AUGGCUUUCCAAAGAAACUUGGCCUUCUGCCUCUUUGCUAUUCUCUUGAUGGGCUUUGUUGUCGAAGAAUCGACCGCUCAAUAUUAUGGCGGGUAUGGUUAUGGAUACCCCGGAUAUGCUGGUUAUGGCUACGGAUACCCCGGAUACGGCUAUGGCUACGGUUACUACGGCAAACGAGCUGCUGGAAUUGGACCUGAAGCUUUGAAAGAUUCAAACUAA